Molecule: messenger RNA, 844 nt
Organism: Gymnogyps californianus (California condor)
Lineage: Eukaryota; Metazoa; Chordata; Aves; Accipitriformes; Cathartidae
Gene: UNC50
Product: unc-50 inner nuclear membrane RNA binding protein
Exons: 6
Coding region: 48-827 (259 amino acids)
Cellular component (GO): Golgi membrane
Source: RefSeq, a predicted model, not a curated record
GUGCCGGGUGAGGCGGGGGUCGCGCCGCGGGCCGGGGCAGCAGCAAAAUGCUGCCAACCACUUCAGUUAAUUCUCGGAGCCAGGGCAACGGUGCACUGAGCCCCAGAGAUGCAGCAAGGCAUACAGCUGGGGCAAAACGCUACAAGUACCUGCGGAGGCUCUUCCACUUCCGACAGAUGGACUUUGAGUUUGCUCUUUGGCAGAUGCUUUACCUGUUUACUUCACCGCAGAGGGUUUAUAGGAACUUUCACUACAGAAAACAGACAAAGGACCAAUGGGCAAGAGAUGAUCCUGCUUUCUUAGUACUUCUCAGUAUCUGGCUCUGCGUGUCUACUGUAGGAUUUGGAUUUGUGCUGGACAUGGGUUUUUUUGAAACAAUAAAGCUGCUACUUUGGGUUGUAUUCAUAGACUGCGUAGGCGUUGGCCUCCUGAUUGCAACUCUAAUGUGGUUCAUUUCUAAUAAGUACUUGGUGAAGCAGCAGAACAGAGACUAUGAUGUGGAGUGGGGAUAUGCCUUUGAUGUUCAUCUGAAUGCUUUCUAUCCACUUCUAGUCAUUUUGCAUUUUAUCCAGCUGUUUUUCAUCAACUAUGUCAUCAUAUCUGAUUCUGUCAUUGGGUAUUUUGUUGGGAAUACAUUAUGGCUGAUUGCAAUCGGCUAUUACAUCUAUGUGACAUUCCUAGGAUACAGUGCACUGCCCUUUUUGAAGAACACAGCUAUUCUUUUGUAUCCGUUUGCACUUCUCAUCGUGCUCUAUUUGAUCUCAUUAGCAUGUGGAUGGAACUUCACCAAGAUGCUUUGUUCCUUUUAUAAAUACAGAGUGAAAUAAAACCAGGACUUCAUGUA